AUGAGUGCUGGUGGUGGUGGCUCGUUUUCAAUCUACGACUUAAACCCAGAGAUAAAGAAGCUCCUCAACGCAGACAAUUUUCUCAAUGGGCUAUCGGUAAAUGAUUUCGUGGAAGAGAUCAGCAAAGAUCACAUUCUUAAAGGUGCUGAAAUAAACAAGAAGGCAUACCUCGACCCGAAACCGUACAUUAGAUCGUUUGAAAGUACGAUUAGAGAGCUAAAUCGUUUGAGUGCAGAUGCAAAUGACCAAAGAAUCAGAGGACAGAAGCAAGUGGACGCAUAUGAAUUGAAGCAUUCGCAAAAUGUACUCGAAUUGAGCAACCUGAUUGACAAGACCACCGACAAAUUCAAUCAAUUGGACAUCCAAAUAUCCGACGUGUCUAGGAAAAUCAACCCCUUGGGUGCUACUUUGAAUAGAAUAUCCACAUCAAGGGACAAAUCAAGAGAAACAAUUUUUCUAAUCAGAGCGUAUCACGGAUUCUACACCAAGGGUGAAUACACUCCCUUGGAAACCUUGCGUACAAGUCCAAAAUUAAACGACAAUAUGGAAUGCGCUAGAUACAUCAAAAAUCUAAUUCAUUUGUCGAGAAGGAUAAGCGACGAGUCCCUUCCACCCACAUUAAAGUGUCUCCAAACUGUGGAGUCAUAUGGGGAACGUAUGGAGGAGGACUUGUUGAAAAAGUUUGAAAGAGCAUCAGAAGGCGACGAGUUUUCUGGAGAAACGUUUGAUAUCAGGACAAUGAACAAUGUUUCUCAGAUAUUGUACGAGUACAAUCAGGGCAUCACCUUGAUGAAUUGGUUUGUGGAUAAGAAUGACCUCGUUGUCGACUCAAGCCACGAUGAAGAAACAUUAGAAGAGAGUGAAUGGGAACAGUGGUCAGACCCAAGUGCCACAAACUACGACUUGGGACCCCAUAUCAACGCAUUUCUUGAAAAUAUCAAGUUUAGUAUAAAGUCGAAAGCUAGAUUGAGCAAAAAAAUUUUUACCAAUCCAGAAACGGUUAUCGUAUUAUUCAUUGAAAGGGUAUACAAAACAGCACUCAAGCGAAAGGUUACAACCUUGUUGCAGCUAUCAUUGCAGCAGAGUUUGUUGGCUCAUGUUAGAAUCUUGCAAGCAUUGUAUGGUAUUGUUGGCGACUUCACCAACCAAAUGAAGGACUAUAUGAUCACGGAAGAAUACGACGCAGACCAAAAAGUACUGCAAACUUUGGAGCUUGCGAAUGACGGGUUGUUUGAAGAAUACCUUUUUGACAAUGCAUAUCUCGUCAGGGAAAAGAGGAACUUAAAGGAGGUGGUACAAGCUACCUUGAACGCACUUGACCCUGACUCAUUCAAUGAGCAUACAAAUGACGAUUCUAGUUUGGCAAGAUCAGACACCUUGAGGCUCAACCAGUCUAGAGCAUAUGACCAGACCCGAUUUUCAGCAGAGAAAAAGAGGUUGGCACAGUUCACGCAAUAUGUCAAAGCGAAAGUAAGCGAGAGAGCUGGAGCUAGCGAUCAAGUAUCCAAGCUAGAGCUUGAAGAGGAUGAUCUCAAAGCAAUUGACUGUGUUGAAACCCUUUUGAAAACAGCAGCCGAAUCUAUUGGAAGAGCAUUGGAGUUGGCGCCAAAUGAAGCUACGGAACAUUCAUUGGAUGUUUUAGCAGUAUUGAUUGUCAACUUUGCAAAGUUAAUUGUUCGAGAAGAGCUUCAAUUACAAGGUCUCAAUGUCUUUUGGUCUCUCAAUUCAAUACAGUUCAAGAAGGAGAUUUUGUUUUGCUUGACAGCAUGCGCAAAAAAGAUUAUUUUCCCAUGUGUAACAAAUGAUGCAAUUGCCAAAAGCAAGGCAAGGUUUAUGAUUAACGAGUUUGUGAAAGCACAAGAGACCAGUAUUAACGAGCUACUCGACCAUAUCGUGGACUACUCCUUGAGGCAACUCAGUGGAUUUCUCAGCAAGCAAAAAAAGAAGGAUUUCCUUUGCGAUACAAUCGAAGAUGAUACAGAAGCUUGUGAAUUGAUCAGUGAGUUCUUGACUGAAAUGUACGCCAAUAUCAGUGUUGCAUUAACGGGCGAUAACUUACUCAACACCUUGCUGACCAUUGGAAAUGCAUUUUUAAACUUGUUGCUUGAGCACUACAAAAAGUUCUCAGUCAACUCUAUUGGUGGGGUUGUUUUAACAAAAGACGCAAUCCGUUACCAAUCAAUUAUCGAUGAAUGGGGAAUUCCUGAACUUUCUGAAAAGUUUCAAAUUUUGAAGGAAAUUGGAAACUUGUUUACAGUGCUGAGCGAAUUAGUCAACUCUUUGGUUACAGAGGGCCAAUUGUCUCGCAUGAAGCCAUACAACGUAAGGCAGUACAUUAGCAAACGUGCCGAUUUCAACCCUAGUUAUGCUGACAAGUUUUUUAAGUUUAGGUAG
This is a messenger RNA of Lodderomyces theae, 2394 nucleotides long. It is a transcript of the gene SEC10, whose product is annotated as exocyst subunit. Gene Ontology annotation, biological process: exocytosis; Golgi to plasma membrane transport. NCBI's taxonomy places the organism in Eukaryota, Fungi, Ascomycota, Pichiomycetes, Serinales, Debaryomycetaceae. The record is from RefSeq and is a predicted model, not a curated record. The transcript has a single exon. Gene Ontology annotation, cellular component: exocyst; cytoplasm. The coding region runs from base 1 to 2394 and encodes 797 amino acids.